AUGGAUGAGGUGAUUUAUUAUUACUUGUCCCGUGCAUAUCCCACAUGGUUGGUGACAUGGUUCUUUGUUCUUCAUGGGGCUGGUGUCGCCUUUGAGAUGGCCAUGAAAAAGGUGUUGGGUGGCUAUUUGCGGUUGCACAGGUUAAUUUCUGGGCCGAUGACGAUGGCGCUUGUGGGAUUUACCGUCGUGCGGUUGUUUUUACCGCAUGUUAUUAGGCAUGGUUUAGACAAAAAAUCCAUAAAUGAGGAUUCGGUUUUGGCACAAUUUGUCAAGGACUGUUUGCCACUAAUUCAUCUACCUUCGUCUUUCUAG
Molecule: messenger RNA, 312 nt
Organism: Fraxinus pennsylvanica
Lineage: Eukaryota; Viridiplantae; Streptophyta; Magnoliopsida; Lamiales; Oleaceae
Source: the annotation of a GenBank genome assembly